Aedes aegypti (yellow fever mosquito) is the source of this 1688-nucleotide messenger RNA. Its product is annotated as mRNA cap guanine-N7 methyltransferase. Gene Ontology annotation, biological process: 7-methylguanosine mRNA capping. The transcript is spliced from 3 exons. Lineage: Eukaryota; Metazoa; Arthropoda; Insecta; Diptera; Culicidae. The record is from RefSeq and is a predicted model, not a curated record. Gene Ontology annotation, molecular function: mRNA 5'-cap (guanine-N7-)-methyltransferase activity. Gene Ontology annotation, cellular component: nucleus. The coding region runs from base 123 to 1376 and encodes 417 amino acids.
UGACAAACAUAAAAAUGCAUUUCAAAACUGCAUCCAGUAGGUAAACACACUUUUUGACGUUUCGCGUACCGCAGUUUUCCAGUAGUGCGUGGAUCAGAAAAAGUAAGCAGCAAUUCGCAGACAUGUCGGAAAUGGAAAAAUCGGAUUUGAUUCAGCAGCAGCAGGGCCAUCGUCUUUCCGAGGACAGUGAAUCGGACGACGAAGUGGUGGAAAGUGUCGCGCGGCAGCCGGCGGCGAAUGUGGCCGAUGACCGCGGAAUGAAACGUCCCAACGACGAUUCGGAUGAUGAUGACGAUGCGGGUCAGACGCCGGCCAAGGAACCGAGAGACAAUGCCACUGUGGUCGCAUCCCACUACAACAAACUCGAGGAACGCGGUCUAUACGAGAGGUCCAAAUCGAGGAUAUUCUACAUGCGAAACUUCAACAACUGGAUCAAGAGCAUCUUGAUCAAUCGGUAUCUAGACCGGAUAAAGGACAAAGCGGCGCUCGGAACGCCCCUGAGGGUGAUGGACAUGUGUUGCGGCAAGGGAGGAGACUUGCUCAAGUGGAUCAAGGGCAAUAUUACGCAUCUGAUUUGCACGGAUAUCGCGGAAGUUAGCGUUGAACAGUGCGAGGCCAGAUACAACAACAUCAACCAGAAAAACGAUCAGGGCGGGAAGCCGUUUACGGCAGAAUUCUUCGCCGCUGACGCCACACUUCAACGGCUGAGGGAAAAGUACCGGGAUCCGUCGAUUGACCUCCAUCUGGUCAGUUGCCAGUUCGCGUUCCACUAUUGCUUCGAAUCGCUCAAACAGGCCGAGUUCAUGCUGAAGAAUGCCGCCGAAUGCUUGAAGGAGGGUGGAUACUUUAUCGGGACCAUUCCGGAUGCGAACGAGAUCAUGAAACGGCAACGGGCAGCCGGAGGCGACAGCUUCGGGAACGAUGUGUACAAGAUUUCCUUCUUGUGCGACACGGAGAAGCCUCCGCUCUUCGGGGCUAAGUACAACUUCCAGCUGGACGGAGUCGUCGAUUGUCCGGAGUUCCUGGUCCACUUCCCGACACUGGUAAAGCUGGCCCUCAAGUUUGGCCUCCGGCUGGUGGAGAAGAAACGGUUCGACGAGUUCUACGAGGAAUCGGUUUCCAGUGGGCGCGGACUGCUCGAGAAGAUGCAAGCGCUCGAAACGUUCCCGGGCUUCUCGAGGGAUGACCGCGAGCGGCAGCAGAACCGGGAAGAGUACCGACACGCCCAGCAGUAUCUGGACCGGAAGGACGGACGCCACACCAAGGUCGGGACGCUGUCCAAGUCGGAGUGGGAAGCUAGCACUUUGUACAUGUUCUUCGCUUUCCAGAAGAUGAAAAAAUCAUGGGAUAAGGAGGGAAAACCUGUCUAUUCGUAAUCUGGUUUCACACGGUUACCUCUUUUUUAAUUGUACGAAAAAACUCUGAUCAAUGUCUAUCGUUUUGAUUGUGUAUUGAAAAAUUUGGAUAAUUUUAUGUCUAAUUUAUACAUCUGUGCAGUUAUUUUACCUACAUUUUCUACUAUAUUUUUUGAUGAAAAACUCAUUUUGGAUUACAUCUUACUGCACCUGUUUAGUGGCAUAGCAUGAAACCACAUUAAGCUCUGGAUUUCAACCACCAUUCUUCAAAUUGUAGAAGAAAGAAGGGUCUUAUCAAUUGUUUAUGAAUCCAAUAAAAAAAUUGAAACUAAA